Molecule: messenger RNA, 616 nt
Organism: Lolium rigidum
Lineage: Eukaryota; Viridiplantae; Streptophyta; Magnoliopsida; Poales; Poaceae
Product: 22.3 kDa class VI heat shock protein-like
Exons: 2
Coding region: 24-599 (191 amino acids)
Source: RefSeq, a predicted model, not a curated record
CUCAGCCUGCCUGCCAGCCAGCAAUGCCGCCGCGGCGGGCGAUCGAUGUCCGGAAGGUCGACAGCGGCGCCGCUCCCAAGUGGCGCAUGUCGCUGCUGGAGAGCACCUUCACUCCCUUUCUGCAGUCUCCCGGCGCCGGCGCCGACGCUGCAGCGAAGGCCGUGUUCGCGGAGGGAUCCCUGUUCAGCCCCUACCUGUUCGGUAAGUUCUUCGACCCGGCCGACGCCUUCCCGCUGUGGGAGUUCGAGUCGGAGGUGCUGCUCGCCGCGCUCCGGCGCGGCUGCAGAACCACCGUCGACUGGGCCGAGACGGACUGCGAGUAUUACCUCAGAGCUGAUAUACCAGGUGGAAGGAAGUGCGACGUGGAGGUGAGCAGCGACGGCGCGCGGGUGGUGGACGUGAGCGGGCUGUGGCGCGCGCCGCCGGCGGACGGCCGGGACUGGCGCGCCGGCAGGUGGUGGGAGCACGGCUUCGUGCGGCGCGUGGAGCUGCCGGAGGACGCGGACGGCGCCAGGGUGGAGGCCUACUUCGACGACGGUGACGGGUCGCUCGAGAUCAGGGUCCCCAAGAGGAAGGGCGACCAAGCCGCCGCCUCCUGAGAGAAUCAGAACCUCGC